Apaloderma vittatum (bar-tailed trogon) is the source of this 1084-nucleotide messenger RNA. RefSeq names its product solute carrier family 22 member 15. The transcript is spliced from 7 exons. The annotation marks the transcript as partial. Gene Ontology annotation, molecular function: transmembrane transporter activity. Gene Ontology annotation, biological process: transmembrane transport. NCBI's taxonomy places the organism in Eukaryota, Metazoa, Chordata, Aves, Trogoniformes, Trogonidae. The record is from RefSeq and is a predicted model, not a curated record. Gene Ontology annotation, cellular component: membrane.
UUCUAUGUGGCCACUGAAGCCAUCCUCACUGCAUUGGUGGGCGCAACUCCUCCCUACCACUGGGAUCUCCAGGAGCUCUCAGCUAAUCAGAGCCAUAGCAACCAGUCAGCGAGUGCACAGAGGGCUUUUGGGGAAUGGCUUCUCACUGCCAAUGGCAGCGAGGUGCAUGAGCACGUACACUUCAACAGCAGCUUCACAUCGAUAGUCUCUGAGUGGUUUUUAAUUGGCAACACAUCGUACAAAGUCAGUGCUGCCAGUUCUUUCUACUUCAGUGGUGUGUUUGUUGGAGCAAUCUCCUUUGGCCAGCUCUCAGAUCGUUUUGGAAGGAAGAAGGUCUAUCUCACAGGUUUUGCUCUUGACAUCUUGUUUGCCAUUGCAAAUGGAUUCUCACCCUCGUAUGAAUUCUUUGCCAUCUCUCGCUUCUUGGUAGGCGUGAUGAAUGGUGGGAUGUCACUGGUGGCCUUUGUUCUACUGAAUGAGUGUGUGGGUACUGCCUACUGGGCGUUGGCAGGAUCUAUUGGUGGCUUGUUCUUUGCUGUGGGAAUUGCCCAGUAUGCUUUAUUAGGGUACUUCAUUCGUUCCUGGAGGACUCUGGCUGUUGUGGUUAACCUGGAAGGAACAAUCGUCUUUCUUCUUUCUCUAUUCAUUCCAGAAUCCCCUCGCUGGCUCUACUCACAAGGCCGGCUGAAUGAAGCAGAAGAUGCCCUCUACCUCAUUGCGAAGAGGAACCGCAAGCAGAAGUGCACUUUUUCAUUAAAACUCCCAGCAGAGAGGAGCUCCAGAGAGGCUGGCAGCUUCUUGGAUCUGUUCCGAUACAAGAUUCUCUUGGGACGCACCUUGAUCAUGAUGUUUACCUGGUUUGUAUGCAGCUUGGUUUACUAUGGUCUUACUCUUAAUGUGGGUGACCUAGGUGGAAAUAUUUAUGCCAAUUUAGCCCUUUCAGGGUUGAUAGAAAUCCCAGCGUACCCAAUCUGUAUUUACCUGAUCAAUCAAAAAUGGUUUGGUCGGAAGCGAACACUGAGUGCAUUUCUCUUCCUGGGAGGAUUGGCUUGUCUUAUUGUCAUGUUUCUUCCUAAAAAGAAAG